AUGAAGCUGACGACGUUCACCACGGACGUGCAAGUCGACGACGUAAAGCUGAUGUACAAAGUAGACAUGUCGACGACGACGUUCGCGGAGCAGGUGGCCCUCAUCGUGAAUCCGUUCUCUACCGGAGUGUGGCUGCUCAUUCUCGCCGUCAUCGUCACGACUGGGAUCUCGUACUCGGCGAUUCGCGGCGGACACGAGGUCUACGACGACAGCAAACCAGGCGACGACCUCAAGACCAGGGCGUGGGACACCGUCAAGUCCCUCGGCGCGAUGGUGUUCGGCGCCGUUCUCGAGUUCGCGACGCUGGAGUUUAACGUCGCGAGAGACGGGAACGAUAACCCGCUCACGGGGGGGCGGAACUCCAGCGCCAACGUCAUCAAACUCGCGCUCGCGUUGUUCACGCUUCUCACGUUUUUUAUAUACUCUGCGAAGCUCACGGCGAACAUCGUCGCGGACGACUCGACGCAGACCGGGAUAACCUCGAUGGAGCAGUGCGUCGCGCAGACGUGCAAAGUGUGCGUCGCGGAGGCGAUGGAGGAUAGUGCGUUUCGCAUCUACGGGGGAUCGAUUCAGUACUACCCAGUCCCGAUGGCCGGGGAGGACGUCGCGAGGGCGCUGAGGGAAGAGCACUGCGACAUCGCGCUCUUGAUCGAGCGCAUUUACGCCAAUGAAUGGGACGCGUACUUUGGCACUAGGAGUAAGGACGACAUGUGCCAGUACGAGUUCAGCGAGGUUGUCAUGCCGCUCGGCGUCGGGCAGCCGGUGAGAGAGGAAUACGCCGAGGCGCUCUCGUACUGGGUGAACAGCGUCGCGGAUACGAACGGAUAUCUCUCCACGUUAAUGAACGAAUACGCGCCGUUGCCCGGGUGCGGCACGAUCGCGACCGAGGACACGAGUUCGAUCACGAUCGAGGUGAUGACCGGUCCCGCGUUAAUCUUUUUCGGCAUCGUCGGCGCGAUUUUCGCGUACAACAUCAUCAGGAGACGAAAGAAGUUGCACGCGGCGAUGAAAAUCGCAGGCUCGUUUCUCACGAGGAAUAAAAAUGAACUCACGGACGACGACGACGCCGACGACAGCUCCGUGGUUGUGACAAACGCGAACAAUCCGUUCCUGGUGAUGGCGGCGACUCCGGCUCCGGUUCAGCGACCGUCGCCGGCGGCGCGCGACGCGAGCGCGAGCGCGAGACCGAGCGGGAUUGAUUUGGAGUCGUGCAACUUGAUUUGGAGCACCCAGAGGAAGUCCCGAGGCGAGACGGCGGGGGGGGAGGCGGGGGAGCUCGCCGCGACGGGUGAAUCGAACGACGGCGUGUCCGCGUCCCCCGGUUCGCUUCCCCCGAUCCCGUCGUCCUACCUCGAUUAAUUAGUCUAGCGGCGAGAGCGAGUAGCGAGUCCGCUUCGUUUCCACGCGGCGGGCGCGAUGAUGUUUAACAAAUUUUAGGGUACAACAG
Messenger RNA from Micromonas pusilla CCMP1545, 1447 nucleotides. RefSeq lists its product as uncharacterized. Bases 1 to 1359 code for a protein of 452 amino acids. NCBI's taxonomy places the organism in Eukaryota, Viridiplantae, Chlorophyta, Mamiellophyceae, Mamiellales, Mamiellaceae. The record is from RefSeq and is a predicted model, not a curated record. The transcript has a single exon.